ACACAGAAUGGCGGGAAGUGUUUGUUUGGAGUGAUUAGCUGAGAGGAAUGAAGCUGACUGAAGUACAAAUGAUCCUGUUUCAUCUUCCUUAAUUCCUGCUGUGGGCAUCUUGUUGAACAAUUGCAGCCUCUUGCUUUCUUCAGCCACAAGAUAACAAAGAUGGCAUUUGUUGAGGACAUCCAAAUGGUGACCCUACAGGGUGAAGUUAUGGUCUUUCGUUGCAAGUAUUUAACCUCCAGAAGUUCUGAGGUCACAUUCUGGCGGACAUCAUUUCAAGAAGACUCGGGCAUCUUCUCAAAUAAAGAUGACAAAACAGUAACUCUGUUUAAAGGCACUUCCAGGGGAGUCAGCAUAGUCCAGUGCAGCACUGCUGUGAACAUCAAAACAAGGCAGAAAGUUCCACAGGUGUUGCUAAAGAUUUGCAAGAAGGGAGGUUUCAAAUACAUGCUUUUAUCUUUAAGCAGUAAUAACAACGCAGAGGUACAUGUGGAGUUUUCAUUACCUUACGAGAUGAGUGGCGUCUCUAUUUUGCACGGACCUACGUUGUUAUGGAGUUACCAGGACACUAUAUUCUACACGUCCUCCCAAGCUGAUGGUGUAAAGGAAGUUCCCUUUUGUAUGAAAGUCAGCUUUGUUUUCGAGUUGCCUCUCCGUCACAAAAAGUUAGGAAUUCUUGGUUCUCGAAUGGUACAAAAGCAGCAAAUGAAAAGUGAUGGGAAGGAUAAACCUAUUCUUUACUUUAUAGAGGAUGGUAGAACAUUUAGAGGUGACUGUCUCAUACCUGAUAUCUACAGUUCAGUUGUCUGUUGCCUGGUGGUGCUUAAUAUCAAGGAAAUUGAUGGAUCUUUAAGAUCUUCUUUGGUAGCUGCAACAAGUAAGAAACAAUUGGUGUAUUUUGAAAAUGGACUUCCAGAGGAAGUGUGUGUUCUCCCGUUCGAAGAGCCUCAAAGCAUUCGGAUAGUUCACACAGGGACCGGCUGCCUUAUUGUUGUCGGCUUUGAACAUGGAAACGUCUGUGCUGUGUGGAGAGAAACAUUUAAGGUGGCGGCAUGUUGGAGGGGCGUUCAGCGUCUCCUAGUGGAUGAUUUUAUAGGUGGUGGGUUCGAGCAGAUGUUGCUGCUUUUUGAGGAUGAAGACAUCUUUGGAAAGUUUCUCUUGACAGACCUGUGUGGUGUCCAUUACUCAGCUGGAAGAACUGAAGGAGAAGAUACAAAUCAGUGUGAAAUGACUGAAGAAAACGUUGUUUUUACUAUUCAAGCUUUAGACGCCCAACUGCAGAGUGGCUUAACUUUCCUUCAGAACCUACAGAGAGAUGUCCAUGUUAAAGAUCGAGUUAUCCAGCAGUGUGCAUCAGCUCUCCAACAUCUGUUAUCAGACAGGAAACACUUUCCAUCUCCUGCUCAACAGGAAGGACUGGUGUCUCUGCUAGAUGAAGAGAGUGAGGAGGAUCAGUGUUUUCUGGAUGAAAGAAUGAAAACAGAUUCCGAUGACAGAAUUUCUAAAGUAGAGAGGGUCUGGCACAGAGUCGUUGGCAAAAAUCUCAUUUUUGGGGUGCUGCUAACAUCAGCCAAUCACAUAAUGAAAGGUGAGAACGUAAUGACAGCAGUACUGUCAGCGCACCCUAUGGUGCAGAGUCGCACUAAAAUACUGAGUUACCCUGAACCUGACACCUGUGGAGCUCCGAGUGCUAAACGAAGCAGAUUAUCUUCAGGACCUGCUGUACUGGUCAUCACUGAUCUGGCCACGUUGUUGAUGUUUAACUCCACCAGCUGCUCCAUUCUGCUUAAUUUCCCCUCAGACGGAACGAACGGCGCAUCACAACAAUGUGAAGUGCUGACCUUUGAACUGAAGGGGGCGCUAGAUGGUAAACUUCACCCACGUCUGCUGGAGGACUGCAGUGUUGACUCAGAUGAAUCUCGAGAAGAUCUGCUCAGUCUGAUGGCAGCGUUUCAGUCCUGGUCUUUCCACAUCAGCAGUACUGAUCGUACCAUGGUGGAUGUAGUGAGGUUUAUCAAGGAGAAAUGUGGUGCUGAUCAGGUGAAGAUUAAUCCUCAGUAUUUGCUGAGCCGUUCCACACUGUCUUCCACUAGCAUGCUCUUUUACUGGAAGCUCUGGAGCAACUUCAGUGGAUUACUCACCAUUUACUGCAGCGAUCAUCUGGACUUGCUUCGCUUGGUCGACUCUCUGUGCAGCUUCCUUCCUGCAUCUCAUCACAUCCAGCUUCUUAAAAGUGGGCGGGGCAACCAGAAAAACCCCGCCCUGUGUAUGGAGAGAGAAAUUCAGAUGGUAAAAGAAGGCAUGGCUGACCUGAUCCGUGGCGAAGUGCAGGAAUCAGUGAGCGGAGCGGUGAGGGGCGCUGCAUUACAGAUCAGUCCUGAACAAUGGCACAGAGAGAGGAAUGCUGUUCGACUCCGCCCAGUCGUGGAGGCGGAGCUUUAUCGCCGAUUAGUGGAAAAGAUCAUCGAUGUACAGAUUGACAGUGACGUUUCCGUGCUGGUGGAGGCAGAGCUGAGCUAGUCCCGAACACUAAGGGUAGAACCUGGACAUGGUCAUUAGUGCCAGUGUUGUUGGAGCAUGUUCAGUCUCACAUUGUGCAUUUACUACAAAAAGAGUGGAGUAAAAGCUCAAAAUGUUUAAGGUGUCUGAAUCAUUUUCAGCAGCUGUGCAUCUUAAUUAAUAGAAUUAAAUAAUUAAGAGGGUGGUGGUGUAGCGGGAUAUUCCACUAGCACACCAGUGCUGAGAUUCUGAACUCCCCGGUUUGAAUCUUCGCUCUGCUACCAGUCGGCUGGGCUUCAUCUAGCGGGCACAAUUGGCAGUGCCUGCAGCAGACAAAAUUGGCCACUGAGUCUGCUGGGUGGGAAAAGGUCAGACUAAAUGGGUUGGGUCUUCAAACGCUGUGCAAGGACCCUGGUUAGCAGACCGAUGCACCUGGGCAGAAGCACGCAUCAGAGGGGGAGUGGAGAAGCAAAUAUACCCUCCUCAAACACAACCAGGAUCCCCAGCAGUGGAAGACUAAUUGGCUACGCUAAAUUGGGAGAAAAGGCGGCACAAUGGCUAAGUGGGUAGCACUGUCGCCUCACAGCAAGAAGGUCCUGAGUUCGAUCCCCAAGUGGGGCGGUCCCGGUCCUUUCUGUGUGGAGUUUGUAUGUUCUCCCCGUGUCUGCGUGGGUUUCCUCUGGGAGCUCCAGUUUCCUCCCACGGUCCGAAGACGUGCAAGUGAGGUCAAUUGGAGAUACUAAAUUGUCCAUGACUGUGUUUGACAUUAAAACUUGUGAACUGAUGAAUCUUGUGUAAUGAAUAAUUACCGUUUCUGUCAUGAAUGUAACCAAAGUGUAAAACAUGACGUUAAAAUCCUAAUAAAUACAUACA
Molecule: messenger RNA, 3369 nt
Organism: Trichomycterus rosablanca
Lineage: Eukaryota; Metazoa; Chordata; Actinopteri; Siluriformes; Trichomycteridae
Gene: fancb
Product: FA complementation group B
Exons: 9
Coding region: 160-2517 (785 amino acids)
Biological process (GO): interstrand cross-link repair; negative regulation of double-strand break repair via homologous recombination; replication-born double-strand break repair via sister chromatid exchange
Cellular component (GO): Fanconi anaemia nuclear complex
Source: RefSeq, a predicted model, not a curated record